AGCGUCUGCUGGCGGAAAAGCAUGAUGGCAUGCAGGACUGUUGCAGCGUUAGUUAAUACAACAUGCCUGUGUAACAGUAAAGUCUGCACAGAAGCUGCUAAUUAAUUUGCUGUUAGCAAUUGUAUGAAUCAGUAAGUUUGCAGUGAGCAGCUGAGAUGAAGACACUCAUUGUAGGAGUUGGAGGGAUGACCAAUGGAGGAAAAUCGACUCUUUCCAAGAGUCUACAGCAGCAGAUACCAAACAGCUGCAUCAUCGCACAGGAUUCAUAUUUUAAGGAUGAUUCAGUUGUACCAGUGGACAGCAACGGUUUCAAGCAGUAUGACACGCUCGAUGCUCUCCACAUGGACACAAUGAUGACCGAGGUCAACUCGUGGAGACAAGACCCUGAGUCAUUCCUGAGGCAGCGAGACCUGAACUCUGAGCAUAAAACGCUCGAUAAGGAUGUGUGUGUGCUGAUAGUGGAAGGCUUCCUCAUUUUCAACUACAGACCUCUGAAUGAGCUUUUUGACAAAAGAUAUUUCAUGGAAAUACCUUAUGAUGUCUGCAAGAAGAGACGAAGUUCGAGGACAUACGAGCCUCCUGAUCCUCCAGGUUACUUUGAUGGACACGUGUGGCCGAUGUAUCUACAAUAUCGCAGAGAGAUGGAGAACAUCACGUCGGACAUUGUAUUUCUUGAUGGUUUGAAGCCAAGAGAAGAGCUGCUGGCUGCCGUGUAUAAAGAUGUAGUUUAUGAAAUAGAAAGACUCAGGGGUGUUUUAACUCAGAUAGUUUCAGAUGAUGUCAUGAAGCCAUUCGGCAGGACUUACAUACCUGCCGCCUACGUCAAAUACCUGGAGUCUGGGGGCAGCAGGGUGAUGCCAAUCAGACUGACUCUCACUACUGCAGAAUAUGAAAACAUCUUCAAGAAGAUAAAUGGCCUGCUUUUCAUCGGUGGAGCUGUGAAUCUGGAGACUUCAGACUUUGCCAGGGUGGCGAAGAUUUUCUACCGACUCGCUCUGAUGGCUAAUGAUGCUGGGGAUUACUUCCCCAUCUGGGGCACAUGUAUGGGCCUGCAGCUCCUCACUGUUCUGGUGGCCGAUGAAAAUCUGCUGACUAACACUUUAGCUGAGAACAUAGCUUUGCCCCUCAACUUGACCACAGAAGCUCACUCCAGUAGGAUGUUUGAAGGUUUCCCCGACAAGCUCAUGACGGCUUUGACCCAAGAGCCUCUGACUGGGAAUUUUCACCACUAUGGAGUCACAGUGCAGAGCUUUCAGGAAAACAAGAAGUUGAACAGUUUCUUCUCCCUCCUGUCUACGAACGUUGCUGAGAAUGGAGCCCACUUUAUCUCGACCAUAGAAGGGAAAAGAUAUCCAUUCUACGGAGUGCAGUGGCAUCCAGAGGUGAACCGUUUUCAGUGGGACAGAAAGGAGAAUUAUCCUCACUCUGCUCACGCUGUUCAGUUAUCGUCGCUGCUCGCUGAGUUUUUUGUUGAUGAAGGGAGGAGAAGUUUACAUCGGUUUGACAAUCCGGAGGAAGAGGCCUCGUCCUUGAUUUACAACUACACGCCGGUCUACGCUGGAAACUUCACAGCAUAUGAGCAGAUUUAUUUCUUCUGAGAUCCUCCAGUAGCUGAAUGUGUGUCUCUGUGAAUGUAGAACGCAACACUUCAUAUACACACCACAGCUGUGUAUGUGUGCUGAUUCAGAGUGCAUUUUUAUUACAAUGACAAAUGCAUUUAAGGUUUUAGAAUGGAGUAGAAUGUCCUUUGGUGUCCCACAAGGGGAAAUUUGCGACAUCACAGCAGCAAAGUGACAGUAAGGAAAGCAAGAAAACACAACUAUGAAUUAAAAAGGUGAGAUAUACGAACUAUACAAUACAAAUAAGAUUUCUUUUAAACAAUUUAACAGAAUCACCUUGCCUUUAAUGUCGAGUUUCUGGUAUUAAGCUGCACAUUACCAAGAAGGCAGAUUUUUGUCAUUUUGAAUGUGAAUGCGUUUUCAAUAGAACAUCUAGACUGACUUUUAAGAAAACUAAGCUCAUGACCUUUGCACUUGGUGAAUAUUUCAUAUUCUGAUUCCUGUAUUUUUCACUUAAUGUAUGUAAAUUGUGCAUUUUUAAUUCAGUGAAAAAAUAAAGAAUUUGACAAAACCAUUUCA
Acanthochromis polyacanthus (spiny chromis) is the source of this 2138-nucleotide messenger RNA. RefSeq names its product gamma-glutamyl hydrolase (gene gghl). Gene Ontology annotation, biological process: tetrahydrofolylpolyglutamate metabolic process. Lineage: Eukaryota; Metazoa; Chordata; Actinopteri; Pomacentridae. The transcript is spliced from 15 exons. The record is from RefSeq and is a predicted model, not a curated record. The coding region runs from base 156 to 1598 and encodes 480 amino acids. Gene Ontology annotation, cellular component: vacuole. Gene Ontology annotation, molecular function: gamma-glutamyl-peptidase activity.